CUAUUUACCAAAAAAUUCGUUAUAUUUACUAAUUAUUUCUUUCAGUGAAGUAACAGCCGGCUGCUUAAAAUUCGAAUCUGUACAUUGGAUAUUUUUUGUAUCGGCGACAAAAAGAUGAAGAAGAUAGAUACGUGAACGAUUGUUUUUGUAAUACAUUCAAUGAUUGAAAACUGACAGCGUGCAUCCAUUAACUCGAUUUGUUUACAUUUGUUACAUAGGACCUUUUCAAAAGUUACGCGAGAUAUCAUCAAACCUGGCAUUUCUGAACCCAGAUUAGAAAGAUAUUUGUGGAAGUUUCCUGGCAUCCCUGGCAUUAUCUGUUUACAUUUCUGAAGACGAGAAUGCUGAAGCUAUCAGCAAAACAUUUCAAGAGACUCAAAAUAGCUUGUUCUGCUUGCUGCUGAAAAAAGGAAUGUUUUGGCAUUCUUACGUUCUAUUGGACAGUUUUGACAUGGCGUUUGUUAAAAACAACCUUGAUCAAUGCAGCUUCUGCUCUAACACAUGCAAUGAGGAAUUUCGUCACGAACUAGUUCCCACUCACCAGCAAGAGCAGAAAAUAAACACUAUCUUGCAGAAAUUGAGCAAUUCCACUUCCCAGUUAAGCAGCUAUCCUACGUGCGACAAAUGCCACCAAGAGUUCAUAACCGUCCACAACAUUCCCGAGUGCUGCUUCCUAAUUUUGCCCAGCGUUGAACCAACUGCUAUCAAAAGGGAGCCAGAGUUGAUAAUUGAUGACCACAAACUAUCGAAUAAUGUUGACGUUUUCGAGACAGACCCUAUUGCACUGGAACCCAAAACGCUAAUCAAGGGACAGAAUGGAGAGCUAUUUUCUAUCGGCGAAGUAGUCGAAGAAGACAAAACAUUCAUUCGAACUCAUACGGGUGAGCGUCCUUAUUCCUGUCCACAUUGUCCGAAGGCGUAUAAUCGCCCUAAAACGCUCAAACAACAUAUUCGAACUCAUACUGGUGAACGUCUCUUUUCUUGUCCACAUUGUGCAAAAGCGUGUUCAAAUUCUUGUACGUUACAAGAUCACAUCCGAACUCAUACGGGAGAACGUCCAUAUUCUUGUCCCCAUUGUCCGAAGGCGUUUAAAACUAGUUCUGUGCUCCACGGGCACAUUAAAACUCAUAAGGGUGAACGUCCCCAUGCAUGUCCCCAUUGUCUGAAGGCGUUUGAGCUUGCUUCAAGUCUUAAAAAACAUAUUCGAACCCAUACGGGUGAACGUCCCUAUUCUUGUACACAGUGUUCAAAAACGUUUAUUAGUUCUUCAGCACUCCCAGACCAUAUGAGAACUCAUACGGGUGAACUUCCCUAUUCUUGCCCACAUUGUCCGAGAGCUUUUAGACAAACUUCAAAUCUCAAACGACACAUUCGAACUCAUACGGGUGAACGUCCCUAUUCUUGUCCACAUUGUCCACAAACGUUUGUGGAUUCUUCAUCACUCGAGCGACACAUUCGAAUUCAUACGGGUGAACGUCCCUAUUCUUGUCCACAGUGUCAAAGAACGUUUAUUUGUUCUUGGUCGCUCCAUAAGCACAUUAGAAGUCAUACAGGUUGAUCUAGAAUGUUCUACUAUUGUUUGUAGCCCCCUGGUUGCAAGCGCGCUCACACCAUAUAGCAAGUCUAGGGUACGCAUAGACCAAAUUACGUAGAAUAGAAGAUGUUCGGAAGGUAUUUUUUCAAUAUUUCUUGUUUUUAAAAGUUCAAAAAAUCGUAAAAAAGUGACAAAAUCGUUAGUCGGGCCGACGAUAAUCACGAUAGUGUACCGCAUUUUGACUGCAGCAGUAUGUCGAAGUGCAACGUCCGCGAUGCCGGAGCAGAAAAAUUUUGAAGAAAGUCGGAUAACUUUCCACCGUUUUCCGACCAACAAAUUGUUGAGACAGAUAUGGUUAAACUUUUUCGGAUACAAAAGCUCGUUUAAUACGCGAAACAUAUUUGUUUGUUCGCUUCAUUUUUCGCCGGAUUCUUUUGGGGAUACUGUUUUAACCUAUAAUCAGCAAAGAAGACGCCUUCGUACUGGAGCUGUUCCAUGCAUUCGCUUCUUGGAUCUUCCAAAACGUUCCGUUCCUAUGGUUUCACACGAAAUUCCUAAUUUAUACAUUCACUUCUUGCGAAAGUGCAAAAUAUUUAUUUGCCAUAACUUCGGAAGAUGACCCGGCAAUUUGGUCCCUUAAGUGGCCUCACUACGGCUGAACACUCCAAUGAACUAAUGAAAAUGUCGCGAUGAUACUUGAUGGAUGCUUCAUUAAAAGAGAAAAAAAUCAGCAGUGUGGGAGUUAAUCUUUCAUCACAUUAUCAAUUUGCGGGAACGACACUGCUUCGAUAUAACCUCUCCAUACAUUUGUUCAUUUAUAAUACAGGUGCGAUAAUUUCACUGUUUUCAAUUUUAAAAUGAUUAUUUUAAUUUUUAUAAUACAGGUGCGAUAAUUUCACUGUUUUCAAUUUUAAAAUGAUUAAAUAAACUGCUACUCCAUCAUUUAGAAACAUAUUUUCAGAC
Toxorhynchites rutilus septentrionalis is the source of this 2497-nucleotide messenger RNA. Its product is annotated as zinc finger protein 771-like. The transcript is spliced from 13 exons. Gene Ontology annotation, biological process: regulation of transcription by RNA polymerase II. Gene Ontology annotation, molecular function: DNA-binding transcription factor activity, RNA polymerase II-specific; RNA polymerase II cis-regulatory region sequence-specific DNA binding. Lineage: Eukaryota; Metazoa; Arthropoda; Insecta; Diptera; Culicidae. Gene Ontology annotation, cellular component: nucleus. The record is from RefSeq and is a predicted model, not a curated record. The coding region runs from base 413 to 1558 and encodes 381 amino acids.